AUGGAGAGUACGAGCGUGAUGCACCAGAUCAACGAGUUGACGUCUGAGCUGGAUGUUCAACUCAGCAUGGAGAAGCGAUCUUCGAAUACAGAGCACCGUCUCAUUGAAAACGAGACAGAGGAGAAAGACGAGAUCGACGCCGUGGUCGUGAAGCAACUGAAGAGACUGAGGUCUGCCAUGGACGCGAUCAAUGCCGGCAGGUGUAUGGAAGUGAUGAGCUCAAUUUCUAUCCGAGAGACUUCGAUGAAUUUCACUAUUGCAUCCGAGAAGGAGGUUGAGAACGAACAGACGUUGGCAUCGGCAAGGCAUGAGGAUAUCUUCGAAUCGGAGAUAGAGUGGGAUCCAGAAGAGUUAGCCCCCGGUUACACAGAACCGGCUUACGUGCGAUAUAAGACCAUGAACAAGAAGUCAAGGAGAGUUUCGAUCCACUCAGAUGGAGUGCUGUGCGUUGCGAACAUUCAUGAUGCAAUUGAGAAGUUCACGUCGAUGCCGGUGCUGAGAAAGGAGGUGGAGAACGUUGAGGCUUGGUUCCGAGGGGAGGAGAUGGACAGGGCAGAGCAACGAGUGCAAAGCGCAGCAUCAGGCUCAAUGAGGGAGGCGGAGGAUCUUUCAACAGAGCAGGGGGAACAAGGCGAAAUUUGUGAAGUGGAGGUUGACAACACAGAGAUGGAGCCCAUCUCCAUGAGUCUGGAGGAAAGGAUCGAGACGCUGAAAUCCUCCACCGCCUGCACAGCUCGACGCGUCGACGAAUUUUGUUUGCGGGGAAUCGCGCGGAAGCUUCACGUGCGGAGCUUUAAGAGGGGGUCGACGAUAGCCAAGAAGGGAAGUGAGGGAGACAAGAUGUUCUGGGUGGCGUCGGGAUGCUGCACGUGCGUGCUAGACGGAUCGGUAGGAGUGCAGGAGGAGGAGGAGGAAGUGACGUAUCAGUAG
Molecule: messenger RNA, 930 nt
Organism: Guillardia theta CCMP2712
Lineage: Eukaryota; Cryptophyceae; Pyrenomonadales; Geminigeraceae
Exons: 9
Coding region: 1-930 (309 amino acids)
Source: RefSeq, a predicted model, not a curated record